AUGGUCUGUCCGGCUGCCCCCGCGCUACUCCUGGCCAUGACUCUCCCCCUUGUGGGGUCACCAGUUGCCCGAGCAUUCCAACCUGGGCCCAGUCAGGCAGGAGGAGAAUCUGGGCAGCCACUGGACCAAGGAAGUGGAACAGGCGAAUCAGUCCUGGUCUCGGUCUACGUACAGCUGGACUUUUCAAAUAAGACCUGGCUAAGAGCACUCUCCAGGAACCUGACUCUGCCCCCUGCCUCAGCUUCCUUUGCCCCAGGAACUCUCACUGGCUUCGGCCUCACGACAGAGUGUGAUGUCAAGCCCGACGGGUCUAUCCAUUGUGCUUGCCUGUCUGGAUACCAGUGGAAUGCCAGUGUCUGCUCGCGUCACCAUCCUUGUCAAGCCACCUACUACCCCAGGCCCUGCGACUGUCUUGUCUUCAGCCCUCCUGAAUCUGGGUACUGCCAGUUGCUGCCACCUGGUGAUCCCGUCUCCUGCCUCCCUGCAGUCCCGGGCACCCUGAGCCUGAACACCUGGCUGCAGAUGCCUGGCAACACGCUGAACCUGACCCUCCUCACGAGCCAGGAGACCACCAACCUGCACUGGUUCCUGCGGCGGAGCACAGGGAGCCCCAGACCGAUCCUCCUGCAGCCAGGGACACAUGUGUCCCUGACGUCUAGACAGGGCCAGGCUGUCCUCAGCAUCUCCAACAUCUCCCAUAAGUGGGAAGGGAAGUACAUAUGCUGCUUUGAGGCCCAGGGAUUCACGUGGGAGCUGUACCAGGUGGUGAGAGUGCCCCUGCAGGCGGCAGAUGUGGCUCAACUUCCAGACCAGCUCUCCGUCUCCUGCGCCACCUCCCCUGGCUUCCAGCUGAGCUGCUGCAUCCCCCACACAUACCUGGGCUACACGGCUUCCUGGAGCCCCGGAGAGGGCAGCGAAGCCUCCUUAUUCAACACGCCAAGUGACCAGUGCCUUGUGCUGUCCAUUCAGCACUGCCCUGCAGCUGACACCAUAUACACUUGUGACCUGCAGAGCCCAGGACUGACCCCUCUCAGGGUCCCCGUCUCUGUGACCAUCAUCCAGGACGGAGACACUACCUGCCCUGAGGACUCCUCAGCUGUUGCCUGGAAUGUCACCAAGGCUGGCCACGUGGCACAGGCCCCCUGUCCCGUGAACAGGACGGGCAUGGUGAAGAGGCCUUGUGGGCCUGAUGGGGUCUGGGGGCCCCCCCACAGCAGCUGCACAGACACGGGGCUCCUGGCCUUGCUUCAGAGAGCCCAGCUGCUGUGGGCAGGCCAGGGCUGGCCUGCUGAAGAGGUGCCACAGAGCCUGGCACAGCUGCUGGAGCAGACGGCGGUGGUGAGCUCACCCUCUGACUUAUUGGCACUGGUGGGCACCAUGACAUUCCUGGCCAAGGUGGUGUCAGACACCAGAAUACAGCUUCACCGCAGUGCCCUAAAGGCUCUCCUGAAAACCACUGACAAGGUCUUAGACCUGGACGCCGGUUCUCUGUGGACGCCGGCCCGGGCCCAGAAGCCCUCAGCGGGCUCAGAUCUCCUGCUGGCUGUGGAGACCCUGGCAAGCUGCCUGCACCCACAGGAUCACCCCUUCACCUUCCACCUGCCCAACGUGCAGCUGCAGACCCAGCUCCUGAGACCCACGUCUCCUGCUGACUACAGCGUCUCCUUCUCCACUCAGCCCCCACUGCAGGCACAGAUCCCCAGACGCACGCUCACCCCGCUGCUUACUGGUAACAGCAACAUCACGAUCACUAGCUUGGUGCUGCGAAAACUGGACCACCUUCUACCUUCGAACUAUGGACAAGGGCUGGGGGACUCCGUCUAUGCCACCCCGGGUCUGGUCCUCUCCAUCUCCAUCAUGGCGGGUGGCCAGGCCUUCAGCCAGGGAGAAGUCAUCAUGGACUUUGGGGACAGAGAUAACACCCUUCACUGUGUCUUCUGGGACCACCAUCUUUUCCAGGGCAAUGGGGGCUGGUCAGAUGAAGGGUGCCAGGUGCAGGCAGCCAAUGCCAGCGCCAACGCUCAGUGCAUCUGUCGGCACCUCACUGCCUUCUCCAUCCUCAUGUCCCGACGCACUGUUCCAGAAAACCCCACCCUGGACCUGCUGAGUCAGGUGGGCUUGGGGGCCUCUAUUUUGGCACUGCUUGUGUGCCUGGGGGUGUACAGGCUGGUGUGGAGAGUCGUGGUCCGGAACAAGGUUGCCUACUUACGCCACACAGCCCUGCUUAACGUGGUGCUCUGUCUGCUGGCCGCAGACACCUGCUUCCUGGGAGCCCCGCUGCUUCCCCCAGGUCCCCAAAGCCCACUCUGCCUGGCUGCUGCCUUCCUCUGUCAUUUUCUCUACCUGGCCACCUUUUUCUGGAUGCUGGCUCAGGCCCUGAUGUUGGCCCACCAGUUGCUUUUCGUUUUCCAUCAGCUGUCCAAGCUCCGAGUACUCUCCCUGAUGGUGGUUCUUGGCUACCUGUGCCCGAUGGGGUUUGCAGGUGUCACCCUGGGCCUCUAUCUACCUCGAGGGCAAUACCUGGGGGAGGGGGCGUGCUGGUUGGAUGGGAAGGGAGGGGCCCUCUACACCUUUGUGGGGCCGGUGCUGGUCAUCGUGGGCUUGAACGGGCUGGUACUGGCCAUGGCCAUGCUGAAGUUGCUGAGACCUUCACUGUCAGAAGGACCCCAGGUGGAGAAGCGCCAAGCCCUUCUGGGGGUGAUCAAAGCCCUGCUCGUUCUCACACCCAUCUUUGGCCUCACCUGGGGGCUGGGCCUGGCCACUCUGCUAGAGGAAGUCUCCGUAGUCCCUCACUACAUCUUCACGAUCCUCAACAGCUCGCAGGGUAUCUUCAUCUUGCUGUUUGGUUGCCUUAUGGACAAGAAAGUACAAGAGGCUUUACUCAAACGCUUCUGCCGUGCCCAACUCCCCAGCUCCACCAUCUCCCUGGCCACAAAUGAAACCCAUAUCCUGGAACACAGCAAAGGAAAAAGUGAAAACCCCAGGUGA
Molecule: messenger RNA, 2988 nt
Organism: Molossus molossus (Pallas's mastiff bat)
Lineage: Eukaryota; Metazoa; Chordata; Mammalia; Chiroptera; Molossidae
Gene: ADGRF3
Product: adhesion G protein-coupled receptor F3
Exons: 13
Coding region: 1-2988 (995 amino acids)
Biological process (GO): G protein-coupled receptor signaling pathway; cell surface receptor signaling pathway
Cellular component (GO): membrane
Molecular function (GO): G protein-coupled receptor activity
Source: RefSeq, a predicted model, not a curated record